AUGGAGCCGGGGGAGCCCCCGGCGGCGCCCCUCAACCGGUCCCGAGCUGGGGCAGAGCCGCCCCGCGGGGACUUCAACCUCUCCGGGCUGCCGGAGGCGGAGGGGAAGCCCCUCUUCGGCAUCGGCAUCGAGAACUUCAUCACCUUGAUCGUCUUCGGCUUGAUCUUCACCCUGGGGGUGCUGGGCAACUCGCUGGUGAUCACGGUGCUGGCGAGGAGCAAGCCAGGCAAGCGCCGCAGCACCACCAACAUCUUCAUCCUCAACCUGAGCAUCGCCGACCUGGCCUACCUGCUCUUCUGCAUCCCUUUCCAGUCCACGGUCUACGUGCUCCCCACCUGGGUGCUGGGUGCCUUCAUCUGCAAGUUCAUCCACUACUUCUUCACUGUCUCCAUGCUGGUGAGCAUCUUCACGCUCUCGGCCAUGUCGGUGGACCGCUACGUGGCCAUCGUGCAUUCCCGACGCUCCUCGGCCUUGCGUGUUUCCCGCAAUGCGCUGCUGGGAGUGGGGCUCAUCUGGGCGCUCUCUUUUGCCAUGGCCUCACCUGUGGCUCACCACCAGCGCCUCUUCCACCGCGACGCCAGCAACCAGACCUUUUGCUGGGAGCACUGGCCCAACCCACAGCACAAGAAGAUCUACGUGGUUUGCACGUUUGUCUUCGGCUAUCUGCUCCCACUGCUGCUCAUCUCCUGCUGCUAUGCCAAGGUUCUUAAUCAUCUGCAUAAAAAGUUGAGAAACAUGUCAAAGAAGUCAGAAGCGUCCAAGAAAAAGACAGCACAGACUGUGUUGGUGGUGGUAGUGGUUUUUGGCAUCUCCUGGCUGCCGCAUCACGUGAUUCAUCUCUGGGCUGAAUUUGGAGUUUUCCCACUGACUCAAGCCUCCUUUCUCUUCAGAGUAACUGCACACUGCCUGGCUUACAGCAAUUCUUCUGUGAACCCGAUUAUAUAUGCAUUUGUCUCCGAAAAUUUUAGGAAGGCCUACAAACAAGUCUUCAAGUGCCAGAUAGGUAACAAGUCACUUCUGAAUGACGUUAAGGAAAAUAAAAGUCGGAUAGAUACACCGCCAUCUACCAACUGUACACACGUGUGA
Molecule: messenger RNA, 1086 nt
Organism: Gavia stellata (red-throated loon)
Lineage: Eukaryota; Metazoa; Chordata; Aves; Gaviiformes; Gaviidae
Gene: GALR1
Product: galanin receptor 1
Exons: 3
Coding region: 1-1086 (361 amino acids)
Biological process (GO): positive regulation of cytosolic calcium ion concentration; G protein-coupled receptor signaling pathway; negative regulation of adenylate cyclase activity
Cellular component (GO): membrane
Molecular function (GO): galanin receptor activity
Source: RefSeq, a predicted model, not a curated record